Molecule: messenger RNA, 3730 nt
Organism: Bemisia tabaci
Lineage: Eukaryota; Metazoa; Arthropoda; Insecta; Hemiptera; Aleyrodidae
Product: transmembrane protein 178B
Cellular component (GO): membrane
Source: RefSeq, a predicted model, not a curated record
CCUUCGCCGCGCAACAGGUGUCCGUAUCUCGUCGCGCCGCGACUAUCCCCAGUCUAUUCCUAAAAUGCAUAGAUAGCCCAGCACGGAUUUUCCACUGGUGAUUUCCCUCGACUUGUGAGCCUCGAUGUGGUUUGUGAAGUGAUUCUGUUGUGAUUCUGUGCGUUCCGCGGCUGUGUUUUGGUUUUUCCGCGUCCGUUUUAUUCCGAAUAGUUUGCCACCAUGCCGUGCUCAGCGGUUACUUUAUCGUUGGCCACGAUCAGUGCUAUCAUCGCCACGGCCUUACUGGCCAUCGCCUUUUCCACGGAUAACUGGAUGUUCACGAAGGUCUCCAGGGAAGAAAUAAAGAAUAUCGCGAGGAAGGGAGGUCAGGAAUCGCUGAUGGAACAAAUAAACUCUAAAUACUACUUCUACACGAGGCACAAAGGACUCUUCAGAAUAUGUUACCCGAAAGAGAGACCACCCACCGUGGAAACAUACCUUAGCCCGGUGGAAACACAUUGCAUGAACAUCGAUUACCACGUUCCGGAUCCAGAAAAUAGUACGAAAAAUUUCUCCGAGGAUCAAAUGACACGUCUCAAUAUGGGCAGAUCCACCAUCGUAUUGUUCGGCGUGGCCUUCUUCGUCAUAUUCAUCGCCUUCUGGACCGGCGUCGCUGGAUGCUGGAGGAGGUCCCCCGGCAACAUCACCGCCACCGCCAUAUUAAUACUCCUAGCAUGUUUACUUAGCGCCGGAGCAAUGGGAUUCUGGCACGGUGUCGAAUACUACGAAUUAGAAAGGGUGGUCGGAGAGGAAUAUUACCAACAAUGGAGUCCCGAGUUGAAAACACACACGAAAUCAUGGUACGAUUGGUCGUUCUACAUGGCGUGGACUGGAGUUGGUUUCUCUUUAGUAUCUGCGAUUUUAUUCUCGGGAGCAGCCAUUUGUUUGCGAGGCGAACGGGAACGAGAAGAAGCUCUUAACAUGCAGUAUUUGAUGCCAGUUUACCCGCAGAAGCAACAAUACGCUUAUGCUGGCUAUCCGGCCCCUGCCGCCUACCCUGGCCCAUACUACCAUGGUUCACAAUACGGACCUUACAACUACUAGACGCCAUCAUACCGCAAAAUCAACGAACCCUCACGAAAACCAGAGGCUUAAACCGCGCCUUUGGCUAACUCUCGCAACAUCAUCCUCAAAAAGAAAGUCGUAAUUCUCACACAUUUUCCGUUUCGAUAAGAACCAAACAGGAAUUGUUAAAAUCACCAAAAUAUUAUUGCAAGUCCCGCAGGUCGUGGUCGAUUUUUUUAAAUUUAGUAAUUUUUAUAAUUCUCUGUAAAUUUUAACCGAGUUUUUCGUAAACCCGUGAAAGCUGCUUGGAUUCAGCAAUUUGUUUUAAAAGGAAAUCGAUCAUGUUAUUGAGCUCUUCAAAUAAUGUUGACUUUGAACUCGAGACUAAAACUAAAGUCAAGAUAAAAUCUUAUAUUCGUUGUACAGAAUUAUCUGAUAAGUAAAUUAAGAAAGCCUGAAAUCGUUGAGGCAGGAUGAAUCGUACAAAAUGCUUCGUAAACUUAAACUAUACCUUCGAGAACCGUCAGAUGAAGUGAAUAUCCAUCAAUUUUACAUCAUGCUAUAGAUUCUUAUCAGGCUUUUUGUGAGAAUUAUUAUUAUCUUUUUUCGGUGUUUUUAUUGUGCGACUUAGGAGCAAAUGCAUCAUGUGAUAUUUUUCCUCGUACUUUGUGAAUUUGAACUGCAAUCAAGAGAAGACUCCCUCAAAACAAUACGAGUAUCGAAAUACAUUCCUAAAUAAACAUGGAUGAAAUACAUUUCUAAAGUAAACAAGGUAUAUGCAAAAACAAAACAAAAUAAAAUAAAAAAUAAAAAUAUAAAGAAUCAGUGACCAAUUAAGCCGUAGCAUCUAUCCAUCUAGGUGUUUUAUAAUUUUAAUUAAUGACAACAAUCUCCAUUAACUUGACGAAGGAUGUGAUAUGUACAUCAACAAAAGAAAGAACAAAAGUCAAUCGCUUGUUUGGACACAAUAUUUGACUGAUUUUGUGCAUUGCGUGUUUACCAUAUCGUCCAAUUGUCUUCUUUGAAUUUCAUUUUCGACUCUUAAUGUACCAUAUAUUUCUAAAUAAGUUGACCUUCGAUAAAAUAUCCACAAAAUGUAAGAUCUAAUGGUGCUGUUCAAGUAUGUUCAAAGAUGCUUUUUUUAAAAACUGAAUGUCAUUGCUUUGAUUUAUAAUUUGCGGGACUCGUUUUCACACUGGAAAAGAGAUACUUAAUUUGGGCAGGAUUGUUCUGUUCGUAUGGUGUGAUGUAUUUUAAAACAAGCAUCAAUAGAACCCUUCCGUGGCAGCUGAGGACACAGCAAUGUUAUAUACGGUGCAGUUACUAGGAGUUUAAACUUAAUUGCAAUGAAGCACAUAAGUAUAAUGAAAAAUGAGUAAAAUUGCGCUGAUGAGAUUUUCAUCUUGCAAGGCUUGGAAUUUUACGAGUCCUCUCCAAAAUACAAUGAACGCGUAAUUUAUCAUCACUGUACGAUAUUACAGUGAUGAUGAGGUAAUCUCCGCCCAAAAUUCGAGAUGAAAAUUAGAGAGAGGGAAUUGCCAUUAAAAUACGUAUUAGUUUCGACCUCUCGAACGCCACAAGCAAGCUGUUCCCGCUGCACGAAGAGUUCUAAAAAAACGGCAACCUUUGUCAAACCCUUAGGUUGUGAAUAUACCGCAGUUUUUUCUAUGCAUCAGAAAUGUGUACAUACUUUUGUAAAUUUUUAAUUUUAAUCAUCAAUUUACGAUAAGUUCUCUGUUUAUUAAUGCUCAAUUUUAUAAGACUUUCCUCUUUAAUCUCUCUUCUUUUUAUUAUUAUUUAUUUUAUUCUAGUUUUCUUCGAUCCGAUCAGAUAUUCCAAGCAGCGUUUACAUAGAGCCAUUUUCAGUUCAUUUGAAAUCCUUCCGAUUCACCCAACUUUUAAAAGUUUACUCGUUACCCCGUGCCGUAAAAGAAUAUGAAAUGGACGCAAGGAGGUUUGAAUCAUGCUUGCAAAGAAUCAUCUAACACGCAAGAUCCAGUGUUUGUAAAAUACACUAUUCUAGACUCGUUAUGCGAUUCAUGUUUCAUAAAUCCAAUUCAUAUUUCCGAUUACAAUAACCAUAAGUAUUUGAAGUCUUGCGCGAAGUUUUUUUUAAAAAAAAGGCUCAUUACGGAAUGAUCUGAAGUGGCUCCAUCAAAUCCCCCCCCCUUUAAUUUUUUGUAAAUAUUCUUCCAGUCGGAGGCAAUUAAACAUCACAAUUCAGUAGGCUUUACAUUUUGGUGGACAGUAUUGAUCACCUUUAUUUACGCCUACGGAGCGACAUCUAAGUAUGCGAAUAAAAUUCUCCUUUUCAAGUCAGCCGAAAUUUGAAGUACCUACUGCUCUCCGAUUCGAUCAAACUUUCUAUUUGAUAACCUUAUUUAUUUAAAACAAAAUAGACUUGAUGUUUCUUUUUCGAGUGAUAUUUUCCCGUGUUUUAUGGUUAAGUAACUUUAGAUAACGAAUUGUAAAUGACAGAUAUAUAUUGUACAGAUUUUGUAAAAAAUUCUUUAAAUGCGAGGAAAUUUUACAGUAGCGAAGUAUCGAUCUACCUUCUACUUCUUAAUGUAACUGAUGCAACAAGAGAGUUUUGAAUUAGACCUUGUUUUGACAACGAUUUUAACAAAUAUUCCAGUCACUUUGUGUUAGGAAUUUUCUGUAAUAAAAAUGUGUUUUCUCGCCAUCA